AUGGGGAAGACCACAGCCGAAGGAGGGGAUGGUGGAAAUAGCAGUCACAUACGGACGUUCCUACGGAUCCGACCCUCGAAGCGACCGUCGGGCUAUAUCAAGGUCGAUGAGUUCGACAAGACCAGGCUAGGCUUCCACGUGCCCGUAGAGACUAAGGACGGGGAGUAUGUCAACAACACCCGCACGUCACACAAGUUCAAGUUCGAUGGGGUCCUAGGCGAGAAGGCAACUCAGGAGGACGUGUUCGCCAAGAUCGGAAAGGGGGCCGUAUCCAAUGUCCUCAAUGGAUACAAUUCAACAGUGUUUGCCUACGGACAGACCGGGUCGGGAAAGACGUUCACCGUCACUGGCGGAGCUGAGAGAUACGUGGACCGCGGGAUUAUCCCUCGCGCUCUAAGCCUCAUAUUCGCAGAGUUCAAGGAGCGCAGCGACCAGCAGUUUACCUGCCACAUUUCUUACCUUGAGAUAUACAACGAACAGGGCUUCGACCUGCUGGACCCGAGCCAUGACUCGAAGAAACUGGAAGACCUAGCCAAGGUGGCACUCAUGGAAGACGAGGACGGCAACAUACAUCUGAGAAACCUGUCGGUGUACCUUGCGGCGAACGAGGAGGAAGCCUUGAACUAUCUUUUUUUGGGAGACACUAAUCGCGCCAUCUCGGAGACGGCCAUGAACAAGGCUUCCUCUCGGUCUCACUGCAUCUUUACGAUCUCGGUGGAGGGUCGCAAGCAUGGUUCUGACAAGGUCAUGCGCUCGAAGCUGCACCUGGUUGACCUGGCCGGAUCCGAGCGAGUGCACAAGACGCAGACGGGGGGGCAGACGCUCGUGGAGGCCAAGCACAUCAACGUGUCCCUCUUUUUCUUGGAGAUGGUGAUCGUGGCCCUGCGCGAGAGGGGCGCUAAGGGCAGGCAACACAUUCCGUACCGCAAUUCGAUGAUGACCUCGGUGCUACGAGACAGCCUCGGGGGGAACUGCAAGACGGUCAUGAUCGCCACUGUGAACGCAGAGGCGGCGCAAACGGAAGAGUCCAUAUCGACGUGUCGGUUCGCCCAACGAGUGUCGACGAUCAAAAACGACGCCAGAGUCAACGAGGACGUCGAUCCCGGGGUUCUUAUACGGAGGCUCAGGUCCGAUAACGCUACCCUCAGCGACGAGGUGGCGUUCUUGAAGGGGGAAACCGGCGAUGGCGAAGAGCUCACGUCUGAGGAGGCCGAAGAUCUCAAGGACAGGUGCCGCGCGUUUGUCGAAGAUCCCGCGCCGAGCGCACAGCUCAGCAUCGGGGCAUACACCCUCACCAAGCUCAAGCGCUGCUUCUCAGUGUUCAAGGCGAUGGUGCUCGACGGUGGGCGGGCGUUAAGCACCGGGGGCGCGCACUCGCAAGGGCAUGAUAUGGUUGGCGAGGGUGGGCCCGCCGGAGCGAUGACGAAGCUAGGGGAAGGGUCUACGGGCGAGCUUGGCGGACAGCUGCUCUCGCUCCGAGACGCCCUGCGGCAGAGGGACAACGAAAUCGCAAUCCUCGUCAACAUGCUCAAGCAGGGGAAAUGCCAUGCAUGCGCGGCAGCCCCCUCCUCAGCGACACCAGGAGCAACGACAGGAGGGGGGUUGCCGCCAAACCGGCAGCACGACCCUGGUGGGGAGAACGCAUCGCCUCAGCACCACAAUCGGCGGAGCCCCCUGCCGGGAGCCGCAGCUGUAGGCGCCGCCACCGGCGCCAGUGGGGGGAAGUUGUUGGCCAACGGCGAGGGGGCAGGGCGGGUGGUAGUCGCGCCGAAGGGGACGGUGGGGGGGCGAGACGCUGGUGGACGGCAUAGGGGUGGUAGCGUCAGUGGAGUGGAGCGCCCAAGCGACGCCAGCGUGCUUGGAGACCCUCAGAGGGCGUUCGGGUACUUCAGGGAGAGGCACUCGGGUAGGGUCGCGCUGGAGGAGAACAAGAAGCUUCUGGGGGAGAAGUACGCCAGGGCGAAGGCCAUGGGUGAGCGGGUCAACCAGGCCCGGAGCACUAUCCAGUACCUGAAAAACACUAUCGAACAGGUCCGACGAGAGCGAGCCUUGGACGGCCUUAUGGAAGAGGGGAGUGUGGGUGGUAGUAAAGGGGACGACGAAGAUAGAAAUAGCCGGCCGCAGGUAGGCUUGGGCGAGGAGGAAGAUGAGGAAGAAACCAAGUGCAAAGCGGCUAUAGAGGUCGAGAAAAGGGUCUACAAGGGAAGCUUCCAGGAACUGAGGGAGCUCAAAUCCGAGAUAGAGCAUAUUCAACGCCUGCUAGAAAAGGGCCGAUCAAAAAUGCAAGCAGAUUUCCAGGCGUGGUACGAGCCUUUAGCUUGCUCUGUCGAGGAAGAAGACGGGGCGGUGGCCUCCGAAGGUAAUUGCGCCCUCGGAGAAGGAGGGACGAAGCCAAAAGCCCAAAGUUUCGGGGGCGGCGAUGACAAACCCCGGGGGGCACAUCACCACGCCCCUCAAGGCCACCGACAAGCCGUCGUCGGGAAGACAACGCGAGAGAGGCAAAGCGAGGAGCCAGCGGCCUUUGACGGUAGCGGGAAGGAUGGGGCCAACACCCCCACGAGAAGGCCGCGGCCUCCGGUGGACGCCUGGGGAACUCCCCCGGACUCUACCAGCCGUCGGAGGGGGCCUCUGUCUUCCGUGGCAACCGGGAGCGUUUCGGGCGGAGAUGGUGGCGGUAGCAAGACCGAGUCCGCCCCGACAAGCGGUGGUGGGAGAGGAGCAUGGCAUGGUGGCGCGGGAGGAGGAGGUCUGCUCCCACCACUUACUGGGAAUAAAGAGGCCGACGAUGACAUCGCUGCUUUCUAUCGCGCCAAAGAGGAGUUGGAGCGCAGAAAGAGCGCUGCCGGUAGAAAUAGCGGGGGGAGAUGA
Messenger RNA from Ectocarpus siliculosus, 2868 nucleotides. Lineage: Eukaryota; Phaeophyceae; Ectocarpales; Ectocarpaceae. The record is from the annotation of a GenBank genome assembly.